AUGGACGAGGAUGGACCGCGAGCGGCCGAGGAGGAUCCGGAGCCGGGCAGAGCCAAGACUUUCAUCCGCCUUAAUGACCUGUCCGGGGCCGGGGGCCGCCCGGGGCCGGGGGACAGGGAGGCGGGCAGCGGCGACUCAGAGGCGGAGGCGCUGCCCUACCCGGCGCUGGCCCCCGUCGUCUUCUUCUACCUGAGCCAGGAGAGCCGGCCGCGGAGCUGGUGCCUCCGGCUGGUCUGUAACCCGUGGUUCGAGAGGGUCAGCAUGCUGGUGAUCCUGCUCAACUGUGUGACGCUGGGCAUGUUCCACCCCUGCGAGGACAUCGCCUGCGACUCGCCGCGCUGCAGGAUCCUCCAGAGCUUCGACGAUUUCAUCUUUGCCUUCUUUGCUGUGGAAAUGAUCGUCAAAAUGAUUGCACUGGGCAUUUUUGGGAAGAAGUGCUACCUGGGAGACACGUGGAACCGCCUGGACUUCUUCAUUGUCAUUGCAGGGAUGCUGGAGUAUUCCCUGGACCUGCAGAAUGUCAGCUUCUCCGCCGUCCGCACCGUCCGCGUCCUGCGGCCGCUCAGGGCCAUCAACAGGGUCCCCAGUAUGCGCAUCCUGGUGACGCUUCUCUUGGACACGCUGCCCAUGCUGGGGAACGUCCUCCUCCUCUGCUUCUUCGUCUUCUUCAUCUUUGGUAUCGUGGGAGUCCAGCUGUGGGCAGGUUUGCUCAGGAACCGCUGCUUCCUCCCUGAAAACUUCAGCAUCCCCUACACAGUGGAUUUGGAGCGGUACUACCAGACAGAGAACGAAGAUGAAAACCCUUUCAUCUGCUCCCAGCCCCGGGAGAACGGGAUGCGCUACUGCCGGAGCAUCCCAACGCGGAGGGAAGAGGGUCUGGAGUGCACCCUGGAUUAUUAUUCCUACAACGACACCACCAACACAUCCUGUGUCAAUUGGAACCAGUAUUACACCAACUGCUCUGCCGGGGAGCACAACCCCUUCAAGGGAGCCAUCAACUUCGAUAACAUUGGCUACGCCUGGAUCGCGAUAUUUCAGGUCAUCACGCUGGAAGGCUGGGUGGACAUCAUGUACUUUGUCAUGGAUGCACACUCCUUCUACAACUUCAUCUACUUCAUCCUCCUGAUCAUUGUGGGCUCCUUCUUCAUGAUCAACCUGUGCCUGGUGGUGAUAGCGACGCAGUUCUCCGAGACGAAGCAGCGCGAGAGCCAGCUGAUGAAGGAGCAGCGGGUGCGCUACCUGUCCAACGCCAGCACCCUCGCCAGCUUUUCGGAGCCGGGCAGCUGCUACGACGAGCUCCUCAAGUACCUGGUUUACAUUGCCCGAAAAGGCAGCAAGCAGCUCGUGAAGGCCUACCGGGCGGCAGGCGUGAGGAUGGGCUUCCUCACCAGCCCCGAGAGCAAGGCGGGGGCCGACCGGCAUGCCAGGAAGCGCCGGAGCAGGAAGAGGUCUUCCGUGCACCACCUCAUCCACCACCAUCACCACCACCACCACCACUAUCACCUGGGCAACGGGAACCUGCGGGCACCCCGUGCCAGCCCCGAGAUCAGCGAUGUGGAGACCAGCUCGCUCCACAACGGCACCAACCGGCUCAUGCUCCCCCCCUCCGCACCAAACUCCCUUGGGGCCCCCAGUGCCUCUCCCAGCAACACCGAGUCCGUCCACAGCAUCUACCACGCCGACUGCCACUUCGAGCCGGUGCGCUGCCGGUCAUCCCUCACGCAGCCAAGCCUCGGAUUGCCGAGCCCAGAGGGGAUCCCCAAGAACAUCGUGGGCAGCAAGGUGUACCCCACGGUGCACUCCAGUACCUCCCAUGAGAUGCUGAAAGAGAAGAACCUGGGGGAGGCGGCGGUGGGUGCCGGGAGCAGCACCUUGACGAGCCUCAACAUCCCGCCUGGGCCCUACAGCACCAUGCACAAGCUGCUGGAGACACAGAGCACGGGGUUCUUUUCAGUCCACGUUACGGAGAAAGGCGAUGGCUUUCCAGGUCCCUGCCAAAGCUCCUGCAAGAUCUCCAGCCCCUGCACCAAGCUGGAUGGUGGCUCCUGCAACCCUGAGAGCUGCCCUUACUGCCUCACAGCGCUGGCAGGCGAGGCCGAGCUGUCGGACAACGAGACGGCCGACUCGGACAGCGAGGGGGUCUAUGAGUUCACGCAGGAUGCCCACUACAGCGACCAGCGGGACCCACAGCGGGGCAGGGCCCGGGCCAGGAGGGCCAGCCGGGUGCUGGCCUUCUGGCACGUGGUGUGCGAGACCUUCCGCAAGAUCGUGGACAGCAAAUAUUUCGGCCGUGGGAUCAUGGUGGCCAUUCUCAUCAACACGCUCAGCAUGGGGAUCGAGUACCACGAGCAGCCGGAGGAACUUACCAAUGCCCUGGAGAUCAGCAACAUCGUCUUCACAAGCCUCUUUGCUCUGGAGAUGCUAUUGAAAGUCCUUGUUUAUGGUCCUUUUGGCUACAUUAAGAAUCCAUACAACAUCUUUGAUGGGAUCAUCGUGGUGAUUAGCGUGUGGGAGAUAGUGGGCCAGCAAGGUGGAGGGCUCUCGGUCCUGCGCACCUUUCGGCUCAUGCGCGUGCUGAAGCUGGUCCGCUUCAUGCCAGCCCUGCAGCGCCAGCUCGUCGUCCUCAUGAAGACCAUGGACAACGUGGCCACGUUCUGCAUGUUGCUGAUGCUCUUCAUCUUCAUCUUCAGCAUCCUGGGGAUGCACCUCUUUGGCUGUAAGUUCGCGUCGGAGCGGGAUGGUGACACACUGCCCGACAGGAAGAACUUCGACUCCUUGCUCUGGGCCAUCGUCACUGUUUUCCAGAUUUUGACCCAGGAAGACUGGAACAAAGUCCUUUACAAUGGCAUGGCAUCCACCUCGUCCUGGGCUGCUCUCUACUUCAUCGCUCUCAUGACGUUUGGGAAUUAUGUUCUCUUUAAUCUGCUGGUGGCCAUCCUGGUAGAGGGGUUCCAGACAGAGGAGAUCUCCAAGCGAGAAGAUGCGAGUGGGCAGUUAAGCUGUAUUCAGCUGCCUGUCGACUCGUCGGGGAAAGGCAAACUGGGAGUGCAAGAACAGGGUGACGCUUCCAAGUCCGAUUCCGAGGGGGAUCUCUUUCCCCGCAGCCUGGAAGAGGAGGGAGGACUUAAGAAAAACUUGUCAAAUCCAGCCUUGAUGGCCCUGAGCGACCACCCGGAGCUGAAGAAGAGCCUGACCCCUCCGCUCAUCAUCCACACUGCUGCCACGCCGAUGCCCAUGCCCAAGAGUGCCGUGUUUGGGGACGCGGCGCAGGGCUACGAGUCCCGCCGGGCCAGCGGCGUCUCCGUGGACCCCGCCCUCUACGAGCUCAAGUCCUCGCCCAGCGCCCGCAGCUCCCCGCACAGUCCCUGGCGUGCCAGCAGCAGCUGGAACAGCCGCCGCUCCAGCUGGAACAGCAUCGGCCGGGCCCCCAGCCUCAAACGCCGGGGGCAGAGCGGCGAGCGCAGGUCCCUCCUCUCCGGGGAGGGCAAGGAGAGCUCGGAGGAAGGGGAGAGCUCGGAUGAGGAGCACUCCAGCCGGGCCGGCAGCGUCAAUGGCUCUUUGCCUCAGCGCAUGGAGUCGCUGGAAACGAAAGGGUCCUUCGACCUCCAGGAUACCCUGCAGGUGCCUUCCCUGUACCGGACCAGCAGCAUGCACAGCACACGAACCACUGCCUCCGAGCACCAGGACUGCAAUGGGAAGACCUCUCCGGGUCUGCUGCUGCACCAGCUCCACCUGGAUGACCCCCACCAGGAUGGUGAUGACGGUGAUGAUGAAGGCAACAUGAGCAAAAGGGACCGUAUGAAGGCCUGGAUACGGGCACGGCUCCCCACCUGCUGCAAAGAGAGAGACUCCUGGUCCAUCUACAUCUUCGCCCCUCACUCCAGAUUCCGUCUGAUGUGCAAUAAAAUCAUCACUCACAAGAUGUUUGAUCAUGUCGUCUUGGUGAUCAUUUUCCUGAACUGCAUUACCAUUGCCAUGGAACGGCCCAAAAUUGAGCCUCACAGUGCUGAACGGAUUUUCCUAACACUCUCCAACUACAUCUUUACAGUCAUCUUCCUGACUGAGAUGACAGUUAAGGUGGUGGCACUAGGCUUGUGUUUUGGGGAGAAAGCCUACUUGAAGAGCAGCUGGAACGUGCUGGAUGGGGUGCUGGUUCUCAUCUCCGUCAUCGACAUCCUGGUCUCGAUGGUGUCAGACAGCGGCACGAAAAUCCUGGGGAUGCUGCGGGUGCUGAGACUGCUGAGGACACUGCGGCCCCUAAGAGUCAUUAGUCGAGCCCAAGGACUGAAGCUGGUGGUGGAGACUCUCAUGUCGUCCUUGAAGCCCAUUGGGAACAUUGUGGUCAUCUGCUGUGCCUUUUUCAUAAUCUUUGGGAUCCUGGGAGUCCAGCUUUUCAAAGGCAAGUUUUUUGUCUGCCAGGGGGAGGACACCAGAAACAUCACAAAUAAAUCGGAUUGUACAGAAGCAAGCUACAAAUGGGUCCGGCACAAGUAUAAUUUUGAUAAUCUCGGCCAGGCCCUGAUGUCUCUCUUUGUUCUGGCCUCCAAGGACGGGUGGGUGGAUAUCAUGUACGAUGGCUUGGAUGCUGUGGGAGUCGACCAGCAGCCAGUCAUGAACUACAACCCAUGGAUGCUCCUCUACUUCAUUUCCUUCUUGCUGAUCGUGGCCUUCUUCGUCCUCAACAUGUUCGUGGGGGUGGUGGUGGAGAAUUUCCACAAGUGUCGGCAGCACCAGGAGGAAGAAGAAGCCAAGAGGCGGGAGGAGAAGAGGCUGCGCCGGCUGGAGAAAAAGAGAAGGAGUAAGGAGAAACAGAUGGCUGAUCUAAUGCUGGAUGAUGUAUUAAUGGAGAGCUCAGCCAGUGCAGUGCAAGAAGCACAGUGUAAGCCCUACUAUUCGGAUUACUCCCGCUUCCGCCUCCUGAUCCACCAGAUGUGCACCAGCCACUACCUGGAUUUGUUCAUCACCGGCGUGAUCGGCCUCAACGUGAUCACCAUGGCCAUGGAGCACUACCAGCAGCCAAAGGUUCUUGAUGAAGCCCUGAAGAUUUGCAAUUACAUCUUCACCGUUAUCUUUGUCCUGGAGUCUGUUUUCAAGCUUAUUGCCUUUGGGUUUCGUCGCUUCUUCCAAGACAGAUGGAACCAAUUAGAUCUGGCAAUCGUGCUGCUGUCUAUCAUGGGCAUCACUUUGGAAGAGAUCGAGGUGAACGCUUCGCUACCAAUUAACCCCACUAUUAUCCGAAUCAUGAGGGUUCUCAGGAUUGCUCGAGUGCUGAAGUUGCUGAAGAUGGCUGUGGGGAUGAGAGCCCUCUUGGACACCGUGAUGCAAGCGCUGCCGCAGGUGGGGAAUCUGGGUCUUCUCUUCAUGUUGUUGUUUUUCAUAUUUGCAGCUCUUGGAGUGGAGCUGUUUGGAGACCUUGAAUGUGAUGACACACACCCCUGCGAGGGGCUGGGACGACAUGCCACGUUCAGGAACUUUGGGAUGGCCUUUCUGACUCUGUUCCGAGUAUCCACAGGAGACAACUGGAAUGGGAUAAUGAAGGACACGCUGCGUGACUGUGACCAGGAGUCCACCUGUUACAACACCGUCAUCUCCCCCAUCUACUUCGUCUCCUUCGUGCUGACGGCCCAGUUUGUGCUGGUGAACGUGGUGAUCGCUGUGCUCAUGAAGCACUUGGAGGAGAGCAACAAGGAGGCGAAGGAGGAGGCAGAGCUGGAGGCAGAACUGGAGAUGGAAAUGAAGACAAUCAGCCCUGGCCAACACAGCCCCUCGGACAUCUUUGCAUGGACAGGCAGCACCGGUGGAGAGAGACCUGAGAGCCCCCGAGGGUGUACCAAUCCCAUGCAAAUCAAGGUGGAUUCUCAGCUCUCUUUAGCUUACCACAUGGAAAGGCACUUGUUUGAUACCAUAUCACUGCUGAUCCAGGAAUCUCUGGAAGGAGAGCUGAAGCUGAUGGACAACCUGUCAGGCUCUGUGUGCCAUCAUUAUGCCCUCCCAGCUCCCGAAUAUUACAACUCUGAGAACCAGAUCCCUCUAGCUGAGAUGGAGGCUCUGUCUCUGACGUCAGAUAUUCUCUCUGAAAAGUCCUGGUCCUUAGCUCUGACGGAUGACUCUUUUCCUGAUGAUAUUAACACACACUUACUUAAUGCUCUGGAAAGCAAUGCUGACCUCCGCUCCAGAGACGACACACUGACCCUGUCUCCCAGCAAGGACUUGCUGAGCGUGAGAAAGCCUUCGGUGGGACGCACCCACUCCCUGCCAAACGACAGCUACAUGUUCCAGGCGCCCUAUUCCAGCCCCUGCCCUGCCUCCCUGGGCGAGAGGAAGCCAGCACAUCACAAGUCCCAGUCAGGUUCAAAGGCAUCGGUGCAGUCGCAGCCGGCGGACACGAGCUCCCUCCUGCAGAUUCCAAAAGACCAUUUUCACCACAUAAGAGCUCAUGACCAUUUGGUGGGGGAGAGCAAGCCCCAGGUUUCCCAGCAGGUGCACUCUCCUUCUGCUGAAAGGCUGCUCCGCAGGCAGAUGGCUAUAAGGAACGACUCUCUGGAUAGCAAGGAGAAUCUCCACACUGAGGUGAGUGAACUCUCUGACCCAAAUGUCCCUGCUGUGCCCAAGGAGGAGUCACCAGUGGCUCUGACGCCCUCAGAAGCGAAUGAGUUGGCUGCAUGGAGUCGGGUGAGCGUUCACACGCAGCAGCAUUCCCACAAUCAGUAUAAUAUUUCAAAGCAGGCACCAGCAUCCUGUGCUUGUGCAGACUCGUAUCAGGAGACCCCUGGAGAUUCAAUGGACCAAGAAGUAUCUGAAAUAAACAGCUCCUCAGAGCCUUUCACUUCAGAAACUUGUACAGCCUCGAGUGCCUGUUCAGAGGGUCAGCCUCUCACUCCUAAGAGGAACGUAGGCAAUACUGGCAGCGUGACACUGAAGGACCUGAAGAAAUACCACAGUGUAGACACCCAAGGUCUUCUAAAAAAACCGCCCUCUUGGUUAGAUGAUCAAAGGAGACAUUCAAUAGAAAUUUGUUCCAUGGAAAACAGCCCUCAGCACCAUUCCACGUCCAGCUCCUCUGGCUUCAUAAGUCAGGUGGUCAGUGAAAUGGAAGGCUUGCAAGGAACGCGGCAGAAGAAAAAACUGAGCCCUCCCUGUAUAUCCAUAGAUCCACCCGAUGGGCAGAGUUUGGUACCUAGAGGACCUCACAGCAUCUCACCUGCCAGUGGAGACGUUUGCUUGAGGCGGCGUGCUCCAUCCUGUGAGUCCAAGGAUUCGAUGGAUAUAGGGGAUUCGCUGCUUCCAGACAGUAUGUCAACAUCUCCUACCCCAAAGAAAGACUUGUUGACACUUCCUAGCUUUUCCUUUGAUCAAACGGAAAUGGACCCCUGAGUUACUUUUCUGUUGGUGCCAAAUGUUUUCUUCCUUUCAUGUAAUAGAAAAAAAGAAAAAAAAAAUUAAAAAACUCUGUACUCCAAAAUGGCACUGGGUAAAAAAAUUUCCAAAGAAAGAUUAAAGAACCAGCUGGUUAAAAGAGGGGUUAACCUAUAUCACGCUUACUUAAGCAUAUGUUCUGCUUAGGUAAAAGCAAUACAAUGUGCAGAAUCUAUAUGUAUAUUAUAUUUUAUUAAAUUAAUUGAAUCUAGUAUUGCGGGAUGUAGUACAUUUUGUGACUAAAGACAUUUAAUUUUCUUCUAUUUUAUGUAUCUCAGAAUAUUUCUGAGAUAAAGUUGGUUUUUAUGAAUAUUUUAACCUAAAAAAUAUAUAUAUUUAAUCCCUUCUC
Messenger RNA from Pseudopipra pipra, 7765 nucleotides. RefSeq names its product calcium voltage-gated channel subunit alpha1 G (gene CACNA1G). The transcript is spliced from 40 exons. Gene Ontology annotation, molecular function: voltage-gated sodium channel activity; low voltage-gated calcium channel activity. Gene Ontology annotation, cellular component: plasma membrane; voltage-gated calcium channel complex; neuron projection. The record is from RefSeq and is a predicted model, not a curated record. Gene Ontology annotation, biological process: calcium ion import; calcium ion transmembrane transport; membrane depolarization during action potential. The coding region runs from base 1 to 7374 and encodes 2457 amino acids. Lineage: Eukaryota; Metazoa; Chordata; Aves; Passeriformes; Pipridae.